Molecule: messenger RNA, 2413 nt
Organism: Wasmannia auropunctata (little fire ant)
Lineage: Eukaryota; Metazoa; Arthropoda; Insecta; Hymenoptera; Formicidae
Product: DNA topoisomerase 1-like
Exons: 2
Coding region: 605-1102 (165 amino acids)
Source: RefSeq, a predicted model, not a curated record
AUUAUUUAAUCCCUUUAUUAUCAUACUCGAGCAGAUUGCGCGCUGAGUCUGGUGUUAAAAAAUUAAAAAGUACAGCAAAUCUUUACACAGAGUUGUAAAUAAUACUGAGAGAGACGCGAUUCUUAAGAAAGAUCUUAAAAAAUUGCGCGGACCUUAGUAAAUCUACAAAAAUCGUUAGAAUCGAUCAAAAGAUUCGUUCGCCUUCUCUUCACGUCACGCGACACUUACGCUAAUCAGACAAAUAAAUGAACGAAUUUUUUGAUCAAAAUUAGCUUAACGGUGCUCCGCGUUCUUUUUUUUUUUGGCCGGGAUCGUAAUAGGCGAGGAUUUCAAAACGACCGCGAUGUAGGGGAGAAACGGGGAGGGGGAGGAAUAAGAGAAUCAAGUGUCAAUUUAAAUGUCAUGGGGGCUGCGAGAGAAUUACACACAGACGCUUUGCGUUUCGGAGUUACAGAAUUCUCUCUACUGUCUCUUCACCUCCGUCCUCCUGCUCUCUCGAAUCGAACACCGCCCAGGUUCCCCUCUCUCUCUCUCUCUCCCCUACGCGGCAUCGCGAUGAAAUUGUCGUUGGUAAAAAAAUAUGACUGCGCACGCAUGAUCGAGCAUGUAUCUCGCGAGACAAUCCGACGGCAACGGGCUCGGCGAAUCGCAAUCCGCGGUAGACGGCAGCGUUAACGUUAUCGGGAACGGGCAGCGGCCUGAGUCGACCGGCAGGAGCCAGCAGCCUCGGUCUCGGCCGCAACUGCAGUCGCAAUCGCAGCUGCAGUCACAGUUGCAGUCGCAGCUGGCACCGCCGUCGUUGACGACAACGGCAACGACGUCGACGAACACGCGAGAUCGGGAAACGGAUCCGAUGCGACAGCAUCCUAGCGCGUGGAGAUUGCGGGACGACGACAACGACGAGGACAACGAUGACGAUGACGGCGACGAGAACGAGGAGGAGCAGCAAGUGGAUGACAACUUCUCCGCGGCGACGGAAAGACGCGCGCCACCGAGGAUGAUCCUGGUCGGCUGGGACAGCUUUCGCACGAGGCUGCUGCUAUUCCUGAUCGCGUGCCUUCUCGUCUGGGCCUGCGUCUUCUUCCCUCUGCUCGGCACCUGAAUCCCCGGCACUCUCCCUCUCGCCACUCCUCCUCCGCCUCCUCCUCGUCCUCCUCAUCCUCUCCUCCACCCUGUCUCUGUCUCGUCCCACAGUCGCGAAAUGACACAUCAAGUUACACUUACAAGUUCGACACGACGAUUCGAUGCGGCGACAUUCAACACGAUCACACAUACAUACUUUCACGCGUUUACAUUUUGCAUAUAUAUUAUAUAUAUGUGUGUAUAUAUAUAUAUAUAUAUUACGUCCAAUAUAUAUAAUAACUUUACAUUUUUGGUAUUCGGUAUUUACAUGCUAUUAUAUUGUUUUAAUCAUAAAUAUAUUAAAUUUACGUAGUGGCCUUUCGCGGAGAAGUGAUUAAACGGCUCAUCUCCGAACCAUCUUAAAAUUCAUUUACUUCUCUCCUCCUCCUUUUUUUUUAAUAGAAAUCGUAAUCGCUCAUUGCAAGAUCUCUCCAUGGCUUUUAUGCACAUACGUGUCUCCACAAUUACGCUCAAUAUUUUCCUUCUUAAAUAAAUUAUCGACGAACGCGUGUCGCGGUUUAAGACGGCUUGAAAAUGGCUCCUCGGUUGCGAGAGACACGGAGAGGACUCGAAUCCGCGUUCUCCGUCGCUCCCACACCCGAUCAAGUUCCCGCAAUUAUUACGCGAUAUUACUAAUGUCGAUUACUACCCUCCGUUGGUUUCGAAUCAACCGCAAAAAAAAUCCGCACCGAACGUCCGCCGCGCGCGCGCGACCCCCAUCGAUAUUAUACGCUACAUAUACUUUUAUUUUACGGAACACUUUCGUUGUGUAGCAUGUCGUUAAUAUGUGUAUGCCGUUGUUCUUUUCUUUUUUUCUAUUUUUUUUUGUCUUACGUGCUUGCGGUGGUAAACGUACUCUCGGUUUCGCAGUCGUUCGCUCUAGAUGAGAGUAAUAUCGUAAGUAGCGUCUAACACGUAUGUAGUUCCUACAACACGGGGACGAGUCGACGGAGACGGAGUCGUUUAAGCAUCUCCCGUGAAUUCGAAAGGUAAGGAAAAAAAAAAAAGAAAUAUGUGGAACGCAACGCCGGAGGUGGUUCUAGAUACUUCUUAACGUUACACGAGGGUCGUUUUGUCGCCGACUCGACAGUGCGUGUUUCGCAGGGUAGGUGACAGAGAAAUGCAAUUGGUUGAAAAUAUAAAAACAGAAAUUAUAUAUAUGAUUAACCAACGUUUUCUUCAUCAAUUAAUGGGUAUGUAUAUGCUCUACACACCCUUACCGUCUUUCAAAUCCUUUCAAAUUCAAGGGCGAGUGCUUCGAACGUACCACCUCCGUCGACUCGGUCCCCCC